AUGCUCGAUAAUCUGUUCUCGGCAUGGCUUUGGUUCGGAUCCAGUCGUCCAGGAUUUUGCGGUGGGACGAUACUUUUGGUAAUCUUAAUUCUAUCUGUCUGGUUGUGUGGCAUUCAAGCAAGUCUCAGUUUAGGACCUGGAGGCGAAUUUCCAAGGUUUUAUGAUUUGAUUUUCUACGGCAUAAGCCACGAAGACCUGACCUCACUUCUCUUUAACACCGGUCUCUUGCUGUUGUUUGGACCGUGCCAAGAAAGGCGUUGGGGCACUUUCGCUUUCCUCUCUUUGUCAAUCCUCUCCACGACACUCCUUCCCCCUAUUUAUGCCUUGUUCCUCUUCGUCACCGGAGACGAAGCUAGCCGUGUCAGCGGCUACUCGGCUACCCACCUGGCACUAUUUACUGCCCAGUGCCGACUGGUCAAACAGAAGCGUGUCCUCCGCUACAUACCCGUCUGGUUCCUACCCUGGUUCUUCUUGCUGCUCGAGCUCUUUGUGCUUCCUGGUGCUCCAGGGCUGUUGCAUUUCUAUGCCAUCUGCCUUGGACUUAACUAUAACUCUGAUGUUAUUGAGAUUCUGCAUCGGAUUGAGAAUUUGGGGCUUUGUCACUGUUUGCCAUCGUGGUCUUACAUAUCUGUUAGUGCCAGACCACAGUUACCAACCUACAUCAGCGCAGCUCAGAGAUCUGAGACGUUGGCUGAGUCUUCUCGUAUAGGAAAGACUGACCCUCCCAGCAGACCAUAUUUUGAAGACCCCUCACCCCUCCUGCAACCAUGGCAAACUCAGAUGCCUCAGUGGCACCAGGCUGAGCCAAUGAUGGGAUCAGAUACUCAGCUACUGGAGGAGCAGAUGUUAAGGGCAGGAAUAUUGGCCUCAUUGCAGGACGCACCUGAGGGCCCAGCAGACAAAGUAGAAGUGCCCAAGUCCUCAGUCUCUUCUCUAAGGCUACAGCAGCUGGAGAAGAUGGGUUUCUCCACAGAGAAAGCAGUGGUAGCACUGGCAGCCACCAGUCAGCUAGAUGGCGCUAUUUCUCUGUUGAUUGAUGACCAGGUUGGAGAAGAAGCGGUGGUGACCUCCAAAGGGAGAAAAUCCUUGAACUCAUAG
Molecule: messenger RNA, 1098 nt
Organism: Chanos chanos (milkfish)
Lineage: Eukaryota; Metazoa; Chordata; Actinopteri; Gonorynchiformes; Chanidae
Gene: rhbdd3
Product: rhomboid domain containing 3
Exons: 5
Coding region: 1-1098 (365 amino acids)
Cellular component (GO): membrane
Molecular function (GO): protein binding; serine-type endopeptidase activity
Source: RefSeq, a predicted model, not a curated record